AUGAACAACAAAAACCCCGGCGAGCGCUCCGUCUGCUAUCGCUUACAGACACCAGCAGCAGUAAACUGUCUGGACGUCCAUGUUGAGAAACAUCCGGACCGUGUGGCUCUGAUCUGGGAGCGAGAUGAACCCGGCACUGAGGUGAAAUACAGGUACAGGGAGCUGCUGGAGACAACUUGCCGCUUCGCCAACACCCUGAAGAGCCAUGGGAUCCAGAAAGGAGACACGGUGGCCAUCUACAUGCCUGUGUCUCCGCUGGCGGUGGCAGCCAUGUUGGCGUGUGCACGUAUCGGUGCCGUGCACACGGUGGUGUUCGCUGGCUUCAGCUCAGAGGCUCUGGCAGGACGGAUCCAGGACGCUCAGUGUAAAGCAGUGGUAACCUGUAAUCAAGGCGUACGCGGCGGCCUCAUCGAUCUGAAGUCGACAGUAGACGCAGCGAUGAAGAACUGUCCGAGUGUCCAACACGUGUUCGUCUCUCAGAGGACAGAAACCCCCGCUGUGAUGGGACAGCUGGACGUCCCCCUGGAGGAGGUGAUGGCUCAGCAGGCUCCGGUCUGUCCUGCGGAGCCUCUGGAAAGUGAAGAUCUGCUGUUUCUUCUCUACACGUCAGGAAGCACCGGGAAACCUAAAGGCAUCGUACACACACAGGCUGGAUACCUGCUGUAUGCUGCACUCACACACCAGUACGUGUUUGGUUACCGUGACGGCGAUGUCUUCGGAUGCAUGGCGGACGUCGGCUGGAUAACGGGACACACUUACGUUGUUUACGGGCCGCUGUGUAACGGAGCCACCACCGUUCUGUUCGAGAGCACACCGGUUUACCCGAACCCAGGAAGGUACUGGGAGACGGUGCAGCGUCUGAGGAUCUCUCAGUUUUACGGCGCUCCGACGGCUCUGCGUCUGCUGCUGAAGUACGAUGAGAGCUGGGUGAAGAAAUACGACCGCUCGUCUCUGAGGACGCUCGGAUCAGUGGGAGAGCCCAUCAACCAUGAGGCUUGGCAUUGGUUCCAUGAUGUGGUCGGAGAGGGACGCUGCCCUCUAGUGGACACUUGGUGGCAGACAGAGACGGGAGGAGUAUGCAUCGCUCCUCGUCCUGCAGAGGAAGGAGCUCCCAUCAUUCCUGCCAUGGCCAUGAGGCCGUUCUUCGGCAUCCAGCCGGCUCUGAUGGGAGAGAAGGGUGACCCUCUAUCCGGUAACUCCGUCAGCGGUUCUCUGGUUCUGGCUCAGCCGUGGCCCGGUAUGGCCCGGACCAUCUACAGAGACCACCAGAGGUUCCUGGAGGCCUACUUCAAACCGUACCCAGGUUUCUACUGUACGGGGGACGGAGCGUACCGGUCUGAGGACGGUUUCUACCAGAUCACCGGACGCAUGGAUGAUGUCAUCAACGUGAGCGGCCAUCGACUCGGUACGGCAGAGAUAGAGGACGCACUGGAUGAACAUCCAGAUGUUCCAGAAACAGCUGUGAUAGGAAUCCCACAUGACCUCAAAGGAGAAGUGCCGUUUGCCUUCGUGGUUCUGAAGGAGGGGAGCAGCGUCGCCCCCCCCGCCGUCCUGCAGCAGCUGCGUCACCUCGUCGCCAGUAAGAUCGCCAAGUACGCCGUUCCCGAGCACUUCCUGGUGGUGGCGAGGCUGCCCAAGACCCGGUCCGGAAAGAUCAUGAGACGCAUCCUCAGGAAGGUUGCCAUGGAGACCGGCGGCGACCUCGGCGACGUGUCGACGCUCGACGACCCGUCCGUCAUCAUGGAGAUCAUCAAAGCUUACGAAGAGCAGAAAAAACAGGAGGAGAAGAAGAAGUAGAAUAGAAAGCUUUAUGUUGUUAUAUUAACAUAUAAACUAGAGAUGCUGCAUAUCGGCUUUUCUGCCGUUAUCUGAUAUUCCGAUAUCGUCCAACUCUUAAUUUCUGAUUCCGAUAUAUAUAUAACACAUUAUGCCUAAUUUGAUUGUGAUGCUCCACUGGAUGCAAACAUAAACACUGUCUGUGUAAAAUAAGAGAACAACUUUAACUUGAGUUAUGGAACAAAGAGCCAACAUGGCCUCAAACAACACAACAGCUGGACAAGUUUGACUUGGAAGAUGCUUCAGUCCAGAGUAGUAAACAA
Scomber scombrus (Atlantic mackerel) is the source of this 2099-nucleotide messenger RNA. Its product is annotated as acetyl-coenzyme A synthetase 2-like, mitochondrial. Lineage: Eukaryota; Metazoa; Chordata; Actinopteri; Scombriformes; Scombridae. Gene Ontology annotation, cellular component: mitochondrion. The record is from RefSeq and is a predicted model, not a curated record. Gene Ontology annotation, molecular function: acetyl-CoA synthetase activity; AMP binding.